CUCGUAUUAAGAUUUAAAAGAUUAUAUUUUUCAAGAGAAACGCGUCGUCGUUAUUUUUAAUGUAACGCGAUUUACAAUGCAUGAUGAUAAUUACGAGUCAAUCAUGUGGAAAACUUAUUUUCCGUUGGUUUUUACAUUCAAAAGAAUUCGUUUCAAAAUUGAGGUUAGAAUCAAAUAAAAGAGAUUAUAGGAAUUCGUCGAAAGCUAUAACUCGGACCAGCAUUUUUUUGGAAGAAGGAAUGAACAUUCAGGAACUGCCUUUGAUCGUGAAAAAAAUAAAUGAUAUUGGACUUGUAUGUAAUUUUAAAGGGAACGGUGAAGAAGCUGCUGAGAAGAUGGACGCCGAUACUAAAAUUUCUAAACGGAGGAUAGAUAUAGAAACGGAAGAGGGAAUCGCUAUACUUUUUUCAUCAGAUUUAGAAUGUCUUAAGCGUACAAAUGUAGAUGAAAUUUUGGAGGGAUUGAAUUCAUCUAAUUCAACUAAAGGAAUAUAUUCUUUAUUAGAAAACAAAAUAGCGGAUGAAAUUAAUUGUAGAAUUGCCAUUCAAGGUUUAAAAAAGAUAUUUGAAAUAGAGAACGCUCAAAGAAGAUUCAAAGAUAACAGGCUUUUAAGACAAGAACAGUUUAUCAUUAAUACUGUUAAUAGAGAUGUUGCUUUGAAACAACUUGUUAAGAUGAUUGUCAAAAGUCAAGAUAGUCAAACGAUAGUAGAGGGCCUUUAUGCGUUGAAAAAAGACAAAUUUAGUCCUGCUAAAAAUGUUUAUCGUGAUUGUUUGUCGACAGAAGCAUUAAUUAGAGCGUCUGAUGGGGACUUUACUUUAUCUCAAUUAAUAGAUGUUCUUAAAGCUUUAUCUUCUUACAAGGACUCCAGUUACCAAGAACUUAUCGAUCUAUUGUGGAUCGGUAUUGCUAAUAGAAAGGAAGAAAUAAACGCGGAUUUGUUAAUACCAUUAUUUAAACUCUUGUAUUUAUUUGAUCUAAGUAAAAACACGGUGAGAAUCAUUCUGGAAAAAAAACUUUCAGAACAUUGGUUGAGAUUAAAGGGUUCUCAGAUAGGAGAAAUUUUAAAUUGUUAUCGUCACGAUUUAUCGUUUUUAGGAUGUUUAAUAAGUGCUAGCAAAUGGGCAUCCGUUAGUAUGAAUACCUCGGAUGAAAAAGAUCUUAUUGAUUUUAUUCAAAGCUUACACGCAAAGAAAUAUAUCGACGAUAGAAUAGAACUAACUUUGGAGAAAUAUAUGAAAACUAAAGGUAUUCAUAUUAAAGAUCCUCUAUUAAUAGCCACUAUUAUGAAUUAUUGCUGUACUAUGAGAGUCAGGAACUUGCACAUUAUUUCAUCUUGCGGAGAAUAUUUUAUUAAAUACGGAAAUAAAUUAUCUGCGUCGUUAUUGGCACCGAUUCUUAUGCCAUUUGGUUUAUUAAAUGUACAACCGCCGCAUAGUACAUUAUUUUGGCAAAUAUUAGAUGAAUUAUUAUCGGCUAAAUUUGUAGACUUGAAACUAAACGAGAUUUUAGAUAUUUUACUUAGCUGUAUUUAUUUGGAGAGAUAUCCUUUAAGCUUUUGGGAAAGAGUCGUUAAAUCUCAUUCUCUUGAUAAGAUUUAUAAAAAGAAACAUUAUCUUUUUAACAAAGAUUUGUUACACAAGAUAAUAUUAUUUGACGCUUCUAUGUACAUUGAAUGCGAAGAUUAUCACAAUUGUCGUGUUAAUUCGAAUGGUAUAACAAAAUCAUUGUUUGUGGAUAUACGUUUAAGAAGAAUAAUUAAUCAGAUUUAUAAACCAUUGGAACAUUUAGUAGGUAAAGAAAAGAAAUUAAGUAAAAACGUUCUUUUAAACAAAUUACCAUUAAUCAAUUUUUAUGUGCUCGAUAUUUUGAUACAUUCGUCAUCCACGUCUACUGCAAUUUUUAAUUUACAUUUACAAACAAAUAGAAAUUUAAACACUGUCGUUUUAAUCCAUUUGCCGGAACAUUAUUGUCGAAGUACAAAACAUUUGAUAGGGCCGCAAUUAAUGAGAAAAAGACAAAUUAGAAAGUUAGGUUUUCGCGUAGUGAGUUUAGAUUAUUUGACGUUAGAAAAAUUACUCGAUCAAACUGACAAUUUGUCGAAUUAUUUGAUAAAACAUUUUGAAGCAGCCGAGGACGCGUUAUGAAAUUUGUAAAUGGAUUUUGAUAUUAGCAAUUUUUUUUUAUAAAAAUGUAGAUCUUAUGGUAUUUUGUAUGGAUAA
Messenger RNA from Polistes canadensis, 2222 nucleotides. RefSeq lists its product as uncharacterized. NCBI's taxonomy places the organism in Eukaryota, Metazoa, Arthropoda, Insecta, Hymenoptera, Vespidae. Bases 81 to 2147 code for a protein of 688 amino acids. The transcript has 3 exons. The record is from RefSeq and is a predicted model, not a curated record. Gene Ontology annotation, biological process: regulation of mitochondrial mRNA stability.